Molecule: messenger RNA, 3574 nt
Organism: Chelonia mydas (Green sea turtle)
Lineage: Eukaryota; Metazoa; Chordata; Testudines; Cheloniidae
Product: C-type lectin domain family 2 member D-like
Exons: 6
Coding region: 426-1064 (212 amino acids)
Source: RefSeq, a predicted model, not a curated record
AAUGGAGGCAAUGUCUUGCCUGACAGGUCUGGGAGGAACUGUCCGAGCUCCCCUUGGAGAGAAGCUUGCCACAUUCAGACAAUCUGCAUGGGGCCAGGAGGUGACCAGCCCUGCAAACCAGCUGCCCAGCCACCCCAGAGGGGCCUGAUCCCAACCCAGCGCUCGCCCGGAGCCCAGAUGGAUCCAGCAGCUUCUCCCUGUGCCGGGGCACCGCAGCCCACAGGGCAUCUUCAUGGCAGGGAUGGGCCUGGCACAGCCCCAGAUCGGCUGGAGAGUCCGGAGCAGGGUGUGCAGGGAGCCAGGGCCAGGACCCCCGCCCCAGCUCGGCUUCGCUGCUGCUGAAUCGGACCCGGUCACAGAGCGGAGCCGACCCCAGCCCAGCGCCUCCAGCAGCGUGUGCAGCCUGAGUGUCGCUGAGAGAGACCAUGGGGCCAGCAGCUGGACCUGCUUGGAGUGAAGAGCCGCUGCAGGAGUGGCCUGUUGAGGGCAAGGGACACCUGGAGACUGGAGGGGAGCCAGACCCUCGUCGCAACUGCAGGAAAUGGAACUACAAGAAAUCUACAAUUGUGCUCGCAGUCGCCCUCGCAAUCAUGUUGUUAGUUCUCAUCAUUCUCCUGGCAGUGUGGAGACCUAAGUGUCCGUCAGCUGAACCGGGGCCCAUUGCUGGCCCCGCGUGCCCAGACGGCUGGAUCGGAUACCGAGGGAAAUGCUACUAUUUCUCUGAGGCCGAAAGGAACUGGACCUACAGCCUGACCUACUGCUCUGCGCUCAGCGCCUCCCUGGCUGAGAUCAACAGUGAGCAGGAAAUGGCUUUCGUGCUGUGCUAUAAAGGCAGAUUUGACCACUGGAUCGGCCUCCGGAGGGACCCUGGGCAGGUCUGGAAAUGGGCCAAUGGCACCAAAUUCAACAACCUGUUUCCGAUCGGAGGAGCAGGAGACUGCGCGUAUCUGAACGGUCUGAGUGCGGUCAGCAGCUUGCAAUGCAGCAGUGAGAGACCCUGGAUCUGCACCAAACCCGAUGCAUUUACACAGGCACAGGAGGCUGCCGUGGAAGGGGGCUGGUAACAAGAGUAUUAUAGAAUCUAGCCCUGGAAAAGCCGGACUGUGAUUUCUUGUGACCAUCACAUCUGAGCAAUUCCGGAAUAUCGGGGAAUGCUCUGCGCAUCACUGGGCAGAGCACUGUGGACUCAGGUGAAAACCAGAGAUGCUAUUUGCACAUCUUGUCCCCCCAUCCGUGCUGUCUCUUUUUCCACCAGUGCAACGGCUCAAAUCCAGCCUUUCCAACCUCCCUCAGCUGCACCAGGAACUCUGCCUAACUGAGGCAAGGCACCAGCCUCCGCUUUCACUGCCCUGACAUUCCCCCACAGAAGCACAGGAGAGUGGGUUUGUGUGUGUGGGGAAAAAAAAAUGGGGGGGGGGGAGAAAACCUGGCUUUGAGCUGGAAAUGGCCCACUUUGAUUAUCAUACACAUUGUAAGGAGAGUGAUCACUUUAGAUAAGCUAUUACCAGCAGGAGAGUGGGGUAGGGGGAGAGAAAACCUUUUGUAGUGAUAAACACCCAUUUUUUCAUGGUUUGUAUGUAUAUAAACAUCUUCUGUAUUUUCCACAGUAUGCAUCCGAUGAAGUGAGCUGUAGCUCACGAAAGCUUAUGCUCAGAUAAAUUGGUUAGUCUCCAAGGUGCCACAAGUCCUCCUUUUCUUUUUGCGCAUACAGACUAACACGGCUGCUACUCUGAAACCUCUCAUGGAUCAGUAACUGGUUAAAAGAUAGGAAACAACAGGAAUAAAUGCUCAGUUUUCACAAUGGAAAGAGGGAAAUAGCUGGGUCCCCUAAGGAUAAGUACAGUUCUAUCCAUAUACACGUGCUUCUACCACUAUCGCUUAUGCCAGCUCCCCUGGUCCCCCUAAGCUACACUGCUCUACACACAGAGAGAUUGGUAGAACGGCAGCUACACUGGGGCCUUUGCUGGCACCCCUCUGUUCGGAAAAAUACCCUUAACCGACGUAGUCACGCUGGUAAGACUUUUCAGUGUAGACCAGGCCUCAAACAGACGUUGGACAUUCAACGUUAGCAAGUUAUACAAUGGGAGCUUUCCCCAAACAUCUCAAAGAAUAAAUGUCAGGCAGCACUCACCGCACUGGAUCUAAUGGGGAACCGUCCACCCAGGGCCAUUUCCCCCCCGGGGGUGUCACUUUAAGGCCAAUCCAGAUGUAGUUUGCAUCUUGUACAACAUCUUGUAUGAAAUCCUGCGAUGUGCAAAGCAGAGGGGGUGGGGAUGAGUAUCCUGUAACAUGCUACAAUUCCCUUAGUGAUCCCAUGAAAUGCCUGCUCUCUCCUUCACUAGCUCUGCCCAUAAUGCCAGCAGGAGACCCCACCAGCCCCUGAGUUAGUUCACCCUCUCCCCUGGGCGGGCAGGGUCCCAGGGCAGGUAAACGUGGCUCUCCCUAUGCAGACAUGGUAACAUCAGCACCAGUCCUUGGUGGCACAGGGUGAGCUGGCCCUUUAAGGGAGUCCUGGGUUGAGCCUCACCUGUGACUAGGUGCCCCUGGACUCAGAGGCAAAGGUGAUGGGAGCAGGUGACCAGGAGCCAGGCCUGGUGGGGCUACAAGGGCAGCCAGUCUGGGCAGGGAGAGAUUUGAUGGGGUAGGAGAUUUGUGUGAGUAGCUCUCUGCAGAAGGGCUCUGCUGAGCUCUCAGACAGAGGGCCUGGGAGUGAAACGCCUACAGGAGCCAGCUGGGCAGCCUGGGGUGGGAAAGCUGUGGGGUUCUUGUUCUGAACUGUAUGUUAAUAAGCCAAACCCCUAGAAGGGGAGAAAACACCCCAGUGUGGAGUUUGAUUUGCGGGGGGGUGGUAGAGUCAGGCUACACUGGGAUUGUAACUAGUGACACACGUCUUUCCCCAGCUGGAGUUGGAUGAGCCUGUAUUUUCUGUUACCAUCUCCUCCCGGUUGUGGAUCACGAGCAUGCGAGAGCUCUUCCCCGAGCAGUCGUCACGGCUCCCAGUCCAGUCUUUACGCUCCUUAGACAGCCAGUAGCACUUGUCCCCGUGCAGCAGCCAGUCCCUGGGGCAGAGUUUGCACCCGGAUCCCUCUGGAGGGAGAGAUGGGAACCGAGGGGUCAUUAAUUCUGAACCUUCAAACUACAGCCGAAUGAAAACUCUUGUUCAAAGUUGUUUUUUAAUGGAAAAUGCCAUUUUGACCCAAAUGAAAGUUUUUAUUUUGAUUGCCAUUUUUCAUUUUUAGAUGGGGGGAGUGGACUUAAAAUGGAAAUACUGGUUUUGAGGGUGGGAGGGAGGAUUUCAUUCAGUUUUGGAGGGGAAAUAAACGUUUACUCUUAACAUUUCCCUCCAUUUGAAAAGUGGGGGAGGACUUUCACUUUUCUACUUCCUUCAAAGGACGUCAAACUGUCAUUUCUUUUCACGUUUUUCAUGAACUAGGCUUACACUGUAUCAGCUCUAGUUCUAGACAUUGCUGACGUUUCCCCUACAGUUGUGUAAAAAGCAGGGCUGUCAAUUAAUCGCUGUUAACUCACGUGAUUAACUCAAAAAACUGUGAUUAAAAAAAUUAAUCGUGAUUAA